Caenorhabditis bovis is the source of this 936-nucleotide messenger RNA. The record is from the annotation of a GenBank genome assembly. Lineage: Eukaryota; Metazoa; Nematoda; Chromadorea; Rhabditida; Rhabditidae.
AUGCCACGAAGAGUCGGAGGACCGCGUUCAAGCUGGCCCAACAAGAACAUCCCCCUUCGGACGACAUCAUCCGCAACCUCCGAUUGCAGAGACAAGAUGACUUAUGGAUAUUUCAUGGACGAAUCAAUAAGACCCUUGAUCUACCUUCCCCAUGGUAGAAUUGGCGAACUCUUCGUUCUCGAUAUCCACGAACGUCACGGCCACGCCAGUACAUCAUAUACGCUAGCGGCAAUUCGUGAAAUUGUUUGGAUAACUCAAGGGAGAAGCUACGUGAUGAAGAUUCUCACCCGUUGCCGACAAAGCAAAGAAAGCGUCUGCAUUCGUCAGGAUGACUGCACCAUCAAGGAUGUGGCCACCACGCACGUCCGACCGAACAGAACCACGGCUUGUUUUGAGCUUCACGACGCUAGUGGGAACCUUGCCUACACCGUUCAAGUGAGGGCGAUCAGCAUCGUAUCCUACUGCAAUCAGGAGACGGUGUUCUACAGCCGCGAUUAUACGCUCGCAUCUGAAUCGAGUCAUCGCUGUGCCCACGAAGGGUCAUGUUCCGCAAACAAGUGCCAGACGACCAAAGUUGCCCAACCUGGUCUACCGCUAUCGACGCAGAAGUGCAAAUUAAUGAGGGAAAAACAUGACCAAUCUUACCAUAACGGGGACUGGCUUCUCGAUACCACCAAUCCCUCUCCACGGAGCAGCUUUCAUUCGAUCACAUCCGGCUCAUCACGACGAAACGCCAGCAUUUGCCUUCACGCAGUCAGCUCUGGGGUUGCCCGGAGUGCCAAUGGCUGGAACCAUUGGAACCUUCCAGUGCGCGUCCCUUGCAGAUGCCCGAAAUUUCAAUUGUCGGUUCAACGAAGAUCAAUGCCACUGCCGAAGCACAGGUACUCAAAUGAGAUGCACGUGUGGCUUCUUCUCGAUGAAAGCAAUAGUGAAUAA